CCACCGAAAAGUUUGCCCGGGGCUCCCUUGCCGGGCACCCAAUGCCCCCGCAAAUUGCCGUUUGGCUCCCCGAGAAGACGAAGGAGUACGAAGAAGAAGAAGAAGAAGAAGCAGCAGCAGCAGAUGAGAUGAGCAAAGUGGAACUUCUCCAUUGCAGACUUCUUCUUCAACUGGCAGUUCCUUCUCCGAUGUUCCUCUCUUCUCUGCUCGACCUGAGCUGAAACGUAGCCCCCGCUCUCAGGCUUCUGUUCCAUACCAGAGAUAAUGGCGUUUUCAUCACGUCACAUCUUCAGUGACGUGCGUGGUGCUUUCCCCUGUGAGGCACUGGCUCUGCUAUCGCCAAACUCGGUGACCCAGAACUUCCCUCGCUCUGUCAGAGCUGCUCGCAGCAGUUGGUCCCGGAGCUCGUUCAAGCGCUCUCGCAAUCGUUCCCAGGCCGAUUUCGUUGCUUCCACUGCUCGGUCGGGGGAUAAACCGACGGUGAGGGACAGUAACGAAGACCGCGCCCUCGCUGAUGUCAUCCUAGAUGCCGCUGACGACAGGGAGGAGGUUGUAGACCGACCACCAAAGGCACCGGAACGAGAUUUUACAGGCACGGCAUAUGUUCCUGUUUAUGUGAUGUUGCCACUUGGUGUCAUCGACAUGGAGUGUGAGCUGGUUGAUCCUGAUGGUCUGCUAGAUCAGCUAAAGAUAUUGAAGUCUGUUGAUGUUGAUGGGGUCAUGGUUGACUGCUGGUGGGGCAUAGUCGAGGCAGCUGCUCCACAAGCAUAUAACUGGAAGGGCUACAGAAAGCUAUUUCAGAUGGUCCGGGAUCUGAAGCUAAAGUUGCAGGUUGUGAUGUCGUUUCAUGAAUGUGGUGGCAAUGUUGGUGAUGAUGUGCACAUUCCACUCCCAUCUUGGGUAACUGAAAUUGGUAAAAUGAAUCCUGACAUCUUCUUUACGGACAGAGAUGGAAGGCGCAACUCUGAAUGCCUCACAUGGGGCAUUGACAAGGAACGUGUUUUGAGAGGUCGGACAGCUGUAGAGGCUUAUUUUGAUUACAUGAGAAGCUUCCGCGUUGAAUUUGAUGAGUUCUUUGAGGAUGGAAUCAUUUCAGAAAUUGAAAUUGGACUUGGUCCGUGUGGGGAGCUGCGUUACCCUUCUUAUCCUGCAAAACAUGGUUGGGAAUACCCAGGCAUUGGUGAAUUUCAGUGCUAUGAUCAGUACUUGAUGAAGAGUCUUAAAAGGGCAGCAGAACUGAGGGGACACUCCUUUUGGGGGACAGGACCAGACAAUGCAGGUUCUUAUAAUUCCCGACCCCAUGAGACUGGGUUCUUUCGUGAUGGAGGUGAUUAUGACAGUUACUAUGGGAGAUUCUUCCUCAACUGGUAUUCUCGAGUCUUGAUUGAUCAUGGUGAUCGUAUACUUGCUCUGGCUAAUUUGGCUUUUGAAGGCUCUUGUACGGCUACAAAAUUAUCCGGAAUUCAUUGGUGGUACAAGACAGCUAGUCAUGCCGCUGAGUUAACUGCCGGGUUCUACAACCCGAGCAAUCGGGAUGGUUAUGCCCCAAUUGCAGCAAUGCUGAAGAAGCAUGAAACUGCCCUAAACUUCACGUGUGUUGAACUUCGCACAUUGGACCAGCAUGAGGGAUUCCCAGAGGCAUUGGCAGAUCCCGAGGGAUUAGUUUGGCAGGUGUUAAAUGCUGCAUGGGAUGUUUCUAUACCAGUUGCUAGUGAGAAUGCUCUUCCAUGCUAUGAUAGAGAAGGCUAUAACAAGAUUUUAGAAAAUGCUAAACCGAGGAAUGAUCCGGAUGGGCGGCAUCUAUCUGCUUUCACGUAUCUUAGGCUCAGCCCGGUUCUCAUGGAGAGACUCAACUUGAUGGAGUUUGAACGAUUUGUCAAGAGGAUGCAUGGGGAAGCCGUUUCGGAUCUUCAACUCAGGGCAGAAUGAGGGAAGCUGUAUCUUCAGGACACCUAUGUAUAAGAUCGGCUAUGAAGACUAAUGGCCUUUGGAACUACUUUAAUCGUGGAAGCUAGGUCCCCGAAGUACGUUUGUCUGCUUAGUUGAACCUACAGCGAUUGACGAGGAAGAGCAUCAAUAUUAGUGGAGUAAGUUUUGCAGAAUAAGUUUGUGUUGUACAUGAGUGUCGAAAAGCUCUGUACCUGUAUUGUUAUCUACUAAAUCAGAUAAAUCUCGAACUGUAAUUUAUAAGUUGUAUAAGCUAAGGCAAUUGGUCUCAGGAAGUUCAAUCCAUAAUCUAAUUGGUUCAAUUUUUACGAGGAGAA
Molecule: messenger RNA, 2264 nt
Organism: Punica granatum (pomegranate)
Lineage: Eukaryota; Viridiplantae; Streptophyta; Magnoliopsida; Myrtales; Lythraceae
Source: RefSeq, a predicted model, not a curated record